AUGGCUCCUGUGCCCUUUACCGCUUUCCUCUGGCAAGGGGAGCCGCUUGAAGAUCCCGUCCCUGCCCAAGCAGCCUCCCCCAACAGCGUUCAGCUCGCAUCCUACUUUCGCCGCAACAGAAGAGCUGUGCCAGAUGAAGUUGCCGCGGCCGCCCUUGCCCAACGUCGGCAAGAGAGCGAUGCGCAUACUUUUGAGUACGCCGGCAAAGACGACUUCGAGAGGGACGAGUACGCUCUGGCCAAGACCGGGACAGCCUGGCUCACAGAGUGCAUUUGUACUUCUGUCCAUGGGAAGCCUCGCGACCUUGUUGAGGAAUGCCAUGUAAGCUGUCCUGUGUCUCUCAUUUCCAUCCGAACCGUUGUCUUACUCUGGAAACCCGCCGUCAAGACUAUCCAACGCCUCUUCACACCAAAGGUCAUUGUCAGGCAGAAGCAGGAGUACUACGCCAGCUUUGACCUAGAGACUUCUUCCCGCGUCCUCGCUAUGGCCUGCUACCUCUUCCUGGAGAAGAAGAAUACCUCGGACUGUACAGCAUGCACUUCGGCAAGGGGAAGCGGUCCUGGCGUUGAGUGUGUUGUUGGCGGCCAUGCGGAUCUCAAGCAUGCCUGUACCAACUGCUACUAUUCUGGCACUAGCAAGAAGUGCUCUCUUCGCGUUGGUAAGCUCCCUUGCUCUACAGAAUCUAGCCAGAGGCUGAUAAGAACAGUAUACGAGGAAGAGCAGGCAAGAGCUGCGGCUCUCCUAGAGAAGAAAGGGCUCGUCUUCAAUCCAGACAUUAUUGCACAAUUACCAUUGGAUGACGUCAAGGCCUUGCACAUGAAGUUCGAGCAAGAACUUGAGAAUCGUCGCGCCGCCGUCAGUGAGAUUGAUGUCUCGCAGGGCAAGAAACGCCGCAUGGCAUGA
Microdochium trichocladiopsis is the source of this 903-nucleotide messenger RNA. RefSeq lists its product as uncharacterized. Lineage: Eukaryota; Fungi; Ascomycota; Sordariomycetes; Xylariales; Microdochiaceae. The record is from RefSeq and is a predicted model, not a curated record. The coding region runs from base 1 to 903 and encodes 300 amino acids. The transcript has a single exon.